Cannabis sativa is the source of this 1213-nucleotide messenger RNA. RefSeq lists its product as uncharacterized. Gene Ontology annotation, molecular function: cysteine-type peptidase activity. The record is from RefSeq and is a predicted model, not a curated record. The transcript has 3 exons. NCBI's taxonomy places the organism in Eukaryota, Viridiplantae, Streptophyta, Magnoliopsida, Rosales, Cannabaceae. The coding region runs from base 183 to 938 and encodes 251 amino acids. Gene Ontology annotation, biological process: proteolysis.
CCAGUAGAAGAGGAUGAGGUCUUCCCCGACGAUUACGAUCCUUAUGAGGGAGCUCCAGCGACUCCGAUCGAGGCACAACCUCUUAUCCAUGUACAUGACACCGAGUCGCAGGGUGAGAUUCUGUCCAUAGAGGCACAACCUGCAGUGGUUAAGAGUCGGAAGAGGAAGAGAAAGCCUCCUGUAUGGUUCGUGACUAUACGGAGAUGAAGAGGAGACAUAGGCCAUCUUCGACUUUUGAUCCCCUGGAGCCACCGGACGAGAAAUUGUUAACCACUUUCCGAAAGUGGUGUGUUGGACUCAUUCCGAACCACCGACUUCGGGAUUUGAGAAGUGGUGAUUACGGUCCAGGAUUCUUUUGGAUAAUGCUCACACCAAAGGAAUGGCUUACAGAUGACCAUAUAGAUGCAGCAAUGCAUAUGCUGAGGAGGCGACGCACCGACUAUCCACUGACAUUUCCUCAGAAGGGUAUCAUUCUCUCCACAUUCGUGACCGCCAUGAUCAGCAGUGCAUGGACGAGCCACAAGGGUCCGAGGAAAAACUUUAAAUGGGAGGAAUAUAUCCUGGACUACUGCACAGGGUUUCAUAAGUCCCAAGUCUUUGAGAGAUGGAGGGGUAACGAGUUUAUUUACUUCGUUCUGCACCUUCCCACGGCAAGACACUGGGUCACAGUUGAAGUGGACAUAGAGCUGUGGAAAAUUAAUGUCUACGACUGUGAUUCCAGCGUCUGUCAUUGGACCGCCAUGGAACCCAUCUUGAAGGUUUGGUCAGAACUGCUGCCCUCGCUAAUCCUUGCAACCGGGGAAUUUCCACAUAACAACCAGAUCAUGGCGUUAGCUAACGGUGACAUCACGGUGCUUCCAAAAAUGCACGCGAGUCGAGCCACUCACGACUUAGUUCCGAAGUCAGCAACUGUACAUAGCGAUAAAAAAGUACUAUAGUAUUAAAAUAUGUUUUACGUUAGACUGACUUUACAUUUUAUUUUGCAUUUAGUGGUGAUUGUGGCGUGUAUUGCAUUGAGUAUGUGGAGCAUCUCAUGAUGCAGCGUGGAUUGACCGAUGUGACGCCAGACCGGAUAGCCAUGUUUCGUCAACGGUGGUGUGUCGAUUUAUUUUACCAAAAUGUCGGCUGAUUAUAUUUUUAAUUAUUGGGACAUUGUAUAUUUUGUGUAAUUAACAUUACAGUUAUGUAUAUAUAGAUUUUCUUUUCGUUCAAA